CACAUAGAUGGAAGCCCAGCAUCCUCCUCUAUGGCUGUACAGAGCAAUCAGGCAACAAAUUGCUGCCAUUCUGCUACAGAAAUAAAGAGCACGACCUACAAGCUCUGUGCAGGUAUGCCUGCUCCAUGUGCUCAGCUGUGACCAAUGCAGCAAGAGGGCCUGAUACAAGUGGGAGCAAUCACCACUAUGGUCAUUUUUGAUCGUUUCCUCAGUCCUGGCACAGCUGUGCUGAAUAAAUAAAUCCUAUACAGAUCAGUAUUGUGAAACGUGAAAGUCUGCUGGGAAGCGUGCAGCUUUUCCCCUUCUAUGAGGAGACAGCAUCUGAUGCAGAAGGUGCUUUGUGGAAAGCAGAGCCGCGGCUCCCUUGGCAGUGCUGAAAUCCCAGUCAGACUUCAGCCUACCACUGCGCCGUGGAGUGCGCCAUGUUGAGACCCCUCUCCCUGAGGCAGGAGUACGUGUAGCAAGAUGGCGGCCAGCCUCGAUCAAGGCCUCGGCCAGAAGGCAGCGUGUCCAUGCUGGCCUAGCAGACGCAGCAAGCUAGCCCAGCUGCAGCGGAACUGCUAUCUGCCUUGAGAUGGAGGAAGCAGCGUGUGAUAAAUUGACGUCUUUGUGCCAUACACCAAAGGAUUCUGGGACAGCAGCUCCACAGAGGACUACUUCAGGAAAACAGCCAAUGAGUGCAACUCUAAGGGAACGAUUAAGGAAAACGAGACGUUCAUUUAAUGCUAAUUUUACAGUGGCAAAGCGGCUCAAGGUAGAUACUGAAGAAAAAGACUGUGCAGAUGUUGACAGUGGGUGUCUGCCAAAGACAGGCAUGGAUUGUUCCACAUUACAAGAUGGUUCUGAAUGCCUGGAAAGAAACUGCACUGUAAAUACUUAUUUCAAAAGUCCGUUAAAGGAAAACAAUCUCUGCAAAUCAGCAGAGAAUGUGGUAAGGGUUGAUGUUAGUCAGCAGCAGUCCCUAGAAGAAAAAGUAAGGCUGAUGAAACAAGUGAAAGAUAAGGAAGAGCUACUUCGAAGGCUCAAACUGGUCAAGAUGUACCGAUCUAAGAACAACCUGUCUGAACUGCAGGCUUUGAUAGUAAAAUGGAGAAGCAGUACCCAGCUGAUGCUGUAUGAGCUGCAGUCUGCCUUUUCUGCAGAUGGCAAGAAAGUGAGUCUCAGUCAGCUGAUAGAUACUUUUGGAUUGGAAGACCACUUACUGCACUACAGCAGAACAGAAGAAGAUUUUGUGGACACGUAACCUACUGGUGCAAAGCUUUCAAUUACAUGCAUCAGCAAAAAAGACUGAAUGGACUGAUAAAAUCCAUUGUCUGAUCAACACUUCUUAGUUUGUUUUGGUGAGAGUUUCUCAUGAGAGCUUGUGAAACUGCAUACUGAAACAUGGUAGGCUGUAAAAACCAUUACUUUAUAGUGAAAACUGAAUUUAUGCAGACUUUUGGAAAACUGGCUAGAGAGCUUGGUUAGUGAUUAUUUUAAAUAAAAUGAAAUCAAGUAAUACUUUAAUCAAACAGCUGUCUGCCUUGUACCUGUUACUCUUCAUGGUUUUAAGACAGAAUGCAAGUUCAAAUCAACUGUCACUUCUGUUGGUGUUUAGAUGGGGAGAAGGGUUCAGUUCUUUGCUCAUAGAUACAUCCUCAUCUUCCAAACUUAUUCCUGCUGCCAGUUAAUGACAUCAUUUUGCAAGUCAGGUAAAGAUAAUUUUUGUGUUAAUAUUCUGGAACUGCAAUUAGCAAUAAUUAAAGCUAUUAAGAACAUCUAAGGGAAGUAUCUCAUAAUGGCACUGACCCUCAUCCAGACAGUUGUUUUUAGAGGAACUCUGACAGCUUUUGGUAACAGAAAAAAAAACAUGUAACUGCCAUCUGUCUACUGUACUGGCUCAUUUGAGAGCUGAGGCAUUCUCUCUCCAAGAUUCUUCAAUUACAGCAUCAUUUACCUUUCUGCAGUAACACUAAAGAAAACUCCAGCAUUUCAUUCCUUCUCCAAUAAACACUGUCUUCUCAAAAUGUUUUACUCUUAUUAUUUCAACUUGAAAUUCCUUAUUUUCUCACUUCUAUGUAUGUAUUGUGGUGACUUGUCU
Molecule: messenger RNA, 2080 nt
Organism: Tympanuchus pallidicinctus (lesser prairie-chicken)
Lineage: Eukaryota; Metazoa; Chordata; Aves; Galliformes; Phasianidae
Gene: SFR1
Product: SWI5 dependent homologous recombination repair protein 1
Exons: 4
Coding region: 575-1243 (222 amino acids)
Biological process (GO): double-strand break repair via homologous recombination; positive regulation of DNA-templated transcription
Cellular component (GO): Swi5-Sfr1 complex
Source: RefSeq, a predicted model, not a curated record